AUGCCCCGGAGCAUUCGCGUGUCUUCACCCACCGAAAGUACUUCAAAUGGUGUGCAAAGCCCACAUACAACUGCGAAUACGUCUUACUCCCAGUCUCAUGCCCUCUUCGUGGAACUGUUACCGGCGGGCAGCGGCCAGAACAACCAGAAAUUCCAAGGCUACAUUGCCUGCGACCAUAAUAAGCCCGCUCGCCUGGAGCUUGUUGACCUCAACAGCCUGAAAGACCCCGCGAACACAACUUACCUUUCCUCUGACGACUCGUCUGACGCCAGUGAGGCCUCGACGGUAGUGGGCAUAGAGCAGGACGGCAAGGGCAAGAGCAACGGCAAGAGCAACGGCAAGAGCAAUGGCAAGAGCAAUGGCAAGAGCAAGGGCAGGUGCGAGGACGACCACAAGGGCAAGAAAAAGUACGACAACGAAGAUGACAACAACGAUAAGGGCAUGCGCAAGGACAAGGCCCGUCCGGAAACUUCUCGUCCAGAUGUGCCUCCCCCAGAUAAGCCUCGUCCAGCUGCGCCCCGUCCAGACACACCUCAUCAAGACGUGCCCGACGACGAAAACCCCCAGUUCACCCGUCAGUACAUCCGGGAGCACUUCGGUCAGCCCGUCGUUUCUCAGCCCUACCUUAAAGGCCUCAAAGGCCUCAAAGGCCACAAAAGAGUCCACUCCAACCUCAAGGACGAGCAAAGAGUCCAGCUCGACCUCGAAGGCAAGAAAAGAGUCUACUUCAAAGACCAAAACACAGCCAAACAACCUGCGCCUUCCUCUCCAUGGGAUGCCCCAGCUUCUCCCGACCGCAAGAGCAAGAAAAGAGCUUAUUUCCAAGGCCAAGAGACAGUCAAACAACCUGUGCCUUCCUCUCCAUGGGUUGGCUUAGCUUCUGUACCGCAGAAUACGUGGGCUCUAGACCGCUAUCCGUCCCCGGACAAGUCCCCUGCUCGUACUAGGUCAAGUGCAGAAUACGCAGUCUACGACGACGAAGACCGCGACGGAUUCUACUAUGGCCCAGCUCACGACUCAAGCUCAAUGCGGCUUCGGUACUCAAACGAAGAAGAGCAUCUGACCAACUUUGAGAAGAUCAUGCAGCAUAACGUUACCGCUAUGGCUGUCGUCACGAAGGCCCUCAUAUCAGCCAAUGACGCCGUCUCCACGCUCGAGUCAAGUGGGCACGAAUUACCAACAGACGACGGAGAGGACGACGGAGAGGACGACGGAAAGGACGGCGCCAACGGACGACAGUGCUGGAUAUCGGAUCCCUCGGACGACGACGACGACUGA
Molecule: messenger RNA, 1278 nt
Organism: Colletotrichum chrysophilum
Lineage: Eukaryota; Fungi; Ascomycota; Sordariomycetes; Glomerellales; Glomerellaceae
Exons: 3
Coding region: 1-1278 (425 amino acids)
Source: RefSeq, a predicted model, not a curated record